Eurytemora carolleeae is the source of this 372-nucleotide messenger RNA. RefSeq lists its product as uncharacterized. Lineage: Eukaryota; Metazoa; Arthropoda; Copepoda; Calanoida; Temoridae. The transcript is spliced from 7 exons. The coding region runs from base 7 to 372 and encodes 121 amino acids. The record is from RefSeq and is a predicted model, not a curated record.
AAAAUCAUGAUUCCAUUUUUUCCAGUUCUUUUCUUAGUUGCCUGCUCUCUCUGUUUACAGUCUACGAAUAUAUUAUUCAGUUCUGAAGCUCUAGACCUAUGUUCACCAACCCAGCCUUCUUUAGAGAUGAAAGAUUAUUUUGAUCCUGCUGAGUUCGUUCUGUGGUGGCGGAUAGACAUUUGUACACAGGACAAACUGACGUUCAAAAUGGCUACAACAAUUCUGCACUCUGUAUCCAAAAAUAGAGACGUUUUUCUGAACUCUGAUCACUGCUCUGAAAAAGUCAACAUAUUCAGUAUAUCUAGAGAUGAACACUGUUUAAAGAUUAAUUUUGCUUUAAUUAGUAUAUCUAGAGAUGAACACUAUGUAUAA